This is a messenger RNA of Staurois parvus, 320 nucleotides long. The record is from the annotation of a GenBank genome assembly. Lineage: Eukaryota; Metazoa; Chordata; Amphibia; Anura; Ranidae.
UCAACGGAAAGAGUCGAAGGUGUCGGCUCGGUCAUGUGAUCAACUAGGGGACAUGUACACUGAUCAUCAGUGUGCCCUGAUGAUCUGUGUAGCUCCAACAGUGCCACUUAUCAGUGUCCAUCAGUGCCAGCUGUCAGUGCUCAUCCAUGCCAACUGACAGUGCCCAUCAGUGCCACAUAAGUGCCACAUUUCAUUGCCUACCAGUGCACAUCAAUGCCAAUAUCAAUGCCCAUCUGAGCUGCCUUUCAGUGUCACCUAUCAGUGACAGUCAGUGCCGCCUAACAGUGCUAAGACAGUGCAGCCUAUCAGUGGGCAUCAGU